Messenger RNA from Thelazia callipaeda (thelaziosis nematode), 642 nucleotides. Lineage: Eukaryota; Metazoa; Nematoda; Chromadorea; Rhabditida; Thelaziidae. The record is from the annotation of a GenBank genome assembly.
AUGAUGGCAGCAGCUGGUGGUGGCCGCAAGAAAGCACUUCUGAAAGUGAUUAUACUGGGCGAUUCCGGUGUUGGAAAGACAUCACUUAUGAAUCAGUAUGUGAACAAAAAGUUCAGCAAUCAGUACAAAGCGACUAUUGGUGCUGAUUUUUUAACAAAGGACAUAACAGUUGGUGAUCGGACCGUCACCAUGCAGAUUUGGGAUACAGCUGGCCAAGAACGGUUCCAGUCCUUGGGUGUUGCAUUUUAUCGAGGGGCGGAUUGUUGUGUACUUACGUACGAUAUUACCAAUGCUAGCUCGUUUAGAAGUCUUGAAUCGUGGAGAGACGAAUUUUUAAUCCAAGCAAGUCCACGUGAUCCAGAAAAUUUUCCUUUCGUUUUAUUGGGAAACAAGGUUGAUCUUGAAAGUAGGCGUGCUGUCAGUACUAAAAGGGCACAAGCAUGGUGUCAAACAAAGAACAGUAUCAAAUAUUAUGAGGUAUCAGCAAAAGAAGCUGUAAAUGUGGAGCAAGCAUUUAUUGAAAUCGCUCGUGAUGCUUUGAAACGUGAAGCACUAGAUGUUCAGAAUUUUCCAGAGUUCCCAGAUCAAAUUCGACUCGAUCAUCGGGAAACAACAAGACCCAGUGAUAGUUGCAACUGCUAA